This is a messenger RNA of Panicum virgatum (switchgrass), 1634 nucleotides long. RefSeq lists its product as uncharacterized. NCBI's taxonomy places the organism in Eukaryota, Viridiplantae, Streptophyta, Magnoliopsida, Poales, Poaceae. Gene Ontology annotation, molecular function: protein binding. The record is from RefSeq and is a predicted model, not a curated record. The transcript has a single exon. The coding region runs from base 40 to 1248 and encodes 402 amino acids.
UACCUAUCCAUUUUCCCAGAUCCAAUCCCGACUACUCCCAUGGCGGCCGGCGGCGGCCGCGGCGGCCCCCGGCUCCCCGAGGAUCUCGUUAUCUGGGAGAUCCUGACGCGUCUGCCGGUGAAGCCCCUCCUCCGGUGCCGCGCCGUCUGCCGCUCCUGGCGCCGCCGACUCACCUCCGACGCCAAGUUCCUCCUCGCCCACCACCGUCGCCAGCCCUCGCUCCCGCUCGUCACCACCUGGGACACGGACACGAAUGAGAGAAGGAUCGACGCCCUGGACCACCGCACCGGCGAGCGGCAUCCUGUCGCGCGGAGGACGGGCCCGAUCGCUGCCUUCGAGAACGACCACCACGUGCUCGCUUCCUGCGACGGCCUCAUCAUCCUCCAUGAGUACGGCGGCCUCGAGAUCUGCAACCCGGCGACCCGCCAGCGCGCCCCCCUGACGCUGCUCCACGGCGCCGCCUGCAUCUGCGCGCUUUACCCUCACCGCCCAUCCGGGUCGCACCGAGUGCUGUGCUGCUUCAAGAGAGCCGAGGACGGCCACGCCGUGUACCACGUGCACACCCUCGGGUCCGGCGAGCUCAGGUGCGUCGGAGAGCCUCCCGGGCCGUGGGCGUCCGGGGAUGUGGCGAUGGUGGUGUCGAUGUUGGGGUUGAUUGACCCGCCCGUCCUGGCAGGCGGCAGGAUCUACUGGCACCCGUUGAAGCUGCCCGGCGGCAACGCCGGCGACGACAAGUGGAAGGCCAACAACAUGUUGGUGUUCGACACCAUGUCCGAGUCCUUCCAGCAUUUGCUGUCGCCCGUCGCUGGCCCCUUUCUUGAGUUGUUUGAGAUGAACAACGGCGCUCUUGGAUUGUACCACUACCUCGGCAGCAGCACGACUGAUCUCUGGGUGCUAAAGGAUCACCAGAGCUGGUCCUGGUCGUUGAGCAGCCGGAUCAAAUUGGACGUGUUUUUCUCUAUGCUGCCGGUACUGGACCCAGAAGGAGAUGUGCUCGUCCUUUCUGACAGAGGGGAGCCAGGCAUCGAAUAUCUGCAUCACAUUUCUGGUGCCAAUGGCAGUUUGUUGGCUCGGUAUAAAUGGAGCCCUUCUCUGAGGCUUACCAGGCAUAGGUUGAAAGAGAGCCUUGUCCGCCAUGACUUCUUCUUGAUGAAAGGUAAUACUGGUGGUAUGGAUGAAAAACCAUUGUUUGAUGGCUUGUCAACUGUGACGGUGCUUUGUGAUGAUAAUUCUGAGUCACAUUAUUGAGAAACAACGGUAUUAGUCUGUGCUGGCAAGCUGUUUCAUCUCAGCAGGAUGGACAACUGUCUAGUAAUAAGAGCUCUGCAGAUUAGUAAUAACUUGAAACUAUACCGAGUGUGGUAUUUAUUUUCUCUUUUCGCAUGAGUCAUGAACACACACACUUUAUUUUGGUUACGUCAUGCCUUUUUAACCUUGUGUCUUUUAUUUGUAAUAACUUGCAAGCAUAUCUGGUAAUCAAAUGAUGCUGCAUAGAGAUUUCAGUAAGCUGAUAUGUCUGCCUCUCUGUGUAAGCACAUAAUUUUGAUUUUGUAUUCCUUAGCUGUGCAAAGUCUGGUAGAGCAGUAUCCAAUAAGCAACAACAAUAUGAUGAGUAACCUGCAACUAUUGUGUCA